AUGGACAGCUUUGGAGCCGUUUCCUUGGAGACUCUGAAUUUUCCUGAUGGUCCUGGGGAGCCUCAGGGGGCCCUGGUGGUGCCCAGGCCCAGUGCAGGAGGGGACAGCCCCGUCCCCCCUGGAGCAGCCCUGGAGACUCCCAAGAAGGAAGAGCUGAAUAUUGAAGAAAGGAUUCCGGUUUCUGCUGGGGCUGCAGCCACCUUCAGGGCAUUAACAGCUGUGGGCGAUCCCAGCAGCAGCAGCAGAGCCCUGCCUGCAGUGAGCCCAGCAGCAGAGGGCACGGGGGAGCCCCCGGGGCAGGGGAGCCCUGCUCUGGGGGCCUCUGACAGCUCCACCCCACCGAGGGUGCUGCCUGCUCCUCGUGCUGAAGAUGUGCCCGGCGCCACGAGGCGAAGCUCGGCCCCGGACGUGUUUGUGUGCAGGGCUGCUCAGCUCCAGAAGGACGGGAGCUCCCCGGCUGAGGAGCACCAGGAGUGUGAGGAGAAGGGAAAUCAGCCCCUCAGCCUCAGUAUUCCCACUGGUCACGACGCCAUGGACAGCUUUGGAGCCGUUUCCUUGGAGACUCUGAAUUUUCCUGAUGGUCCUGGGGAGCCUCAGGGGGCCCUGGUGGUGCCCAGGCCCAGUGCAGGAGGGGACAGCCCCGUCCCCCCUGGAGCAGCCCUGGAGACUCCCAAGAAGGAAGAGCUGAAUAUUGAAGAAAGGAUUCCGGUGUACCUGCGCAGGCUGGGCAUCGAGCGGUCCCCGGGCACCCUGCUGGCCCCCUUGGUGCCCCCCUGGCCCCUCCCGGAGCUGGAGUUCUCCCCGUGGCCGCUGCGGAGCCUGCAGCCCCCCCCGCCGGCUCAGGGUGCACUGCUGCCAGCCUUUGAGAUGUCCCAGGCCAGCUUUGGCUCGGACGUGUCCCCUCUGAGCGUGUCCCUCGCCGUGGGCUCCGAGGCUGGCUCGGAGCAGGACCGGGACCUGCUGUCCCCCCGGGAGCUCCUUGGGGAUCCCCCAUCCAGCCAGGGCAGCGUGGCAGGCCCCCAGCUGGAGCAGGCUGCCCCAGGUGGCCCGGCCCGGGCUGCAGAGGGGUCCCCUGGAUGCUCUGGGGCACCAGACCUGCCCAGCUGCUCCUCGGGCCGGGGUCCCCGGGCUGGGGGGAGAGGGGCUCGGGGUGCCCUUGCUGAGCCGGGGUCCAGCAGCUCGGGCAGCAGCCAGCAGGGAUGGGCUGUGGGGGCUUUGCCUGGGGCUGGGAGUGAGAUGGAAUUGGACAGGGCAUCCUCGAGCUCCGGGGUGGGAAGUGAGAGCAGCCAGGGCCAGGAAAGGGAGUCCCUGCUGGGACCUGGGGUGCUGCAGGAGCUCCGGGAGCUGCUGGCACAGGUGGAGGGUCUCACUGCCAGCUGCAGCCGUCCUGCUUGCCCCACAGCCUCCUGCAGGGAGCCUGGGGAGUCCCCCCCGCGGCUGGCUGGGAGGGAGGAGGAUCCCGAGGAUUCCAGGUUGGGCCAGGAGUGGAUCCCCGAGCUGCAGAAGAGACUGUCGUGGGAUGAGGCCGUGACCCCAAGGGGUGUGCGGGGACAGGGGCUGGGGAUGCCCCCUCUGGAUGCUGCCAGCUGCCAGCUGGCAUGGGGACACCCUCUGGCUGUCAGUUCCCAGCGCAGGGAAGGGCUGAGGGGAACGGCCCAGGAGCCGAGGCCAGGGAAAUCCGCGGGCAGGUCGGAGCCGGAAGGGUGCAGCAGUGUGACCACGGGCAGGAGCCAGGCUGCCCAUGUGGGGCCGGCACAGGGCAGUGCCAGGAGCCGCCUGAGCGCUGGCACAGCUCCACGGCUGGGCCAUCCUCCUGUCCCCGCCGGCCUGGGGGGCUCCCAGGGCUCCUGGUGCCAGGCUGGGCGGGCAGCAGCGCCACGGGGCAGCCAGGACAGCAGCAGCGGCGAUUCCCUCAGUGCCCGGGUCCGGAGCCUCCUGCGGGAGCCUGGGCGCUGCCAGCAGCCGGGCAGUGCCCCCGGGGCGGUGCAGGGCAGCGUGCCCGGGGCUGGGGCUGCCCGCAGCCCGGCUGGCAGCAGCGGCAGCAGCAGCAGCAGCAGCAGCAGCAGCCGAGACUCGCUGGCUGCCCGCGUCCGCCGCCUCCUGCGCACCGCCGCCCCCGGGGCCCCGGCCAGCCGCAUCCUGCGGAGCGCCGAGGAGCAGGAGAGCAAGAUCCGAGCCUGGGUGAAGCUGAAACUGGCCAGCCGGUCCCAGGAGUGUGGGGCAGACUGGGAUGAAGAGACCCAGCUCAGGAUGGAGGGAAUCAAGGCAGAGCUGCUCCCAAAGACCAGGGAACCCACACCAGCCAAGGAUCCCUGGCUCUGUGGUUUGGAAGCAGCUUCUGAGCACCUGAGGAAGCAGGAGCAGGACCUGGGGGGUGUCCAGGCUCCCAGGUGUCCCAGGGACAGGCAUGGACAGCUCUCCAGGACUCGGGAGCUCCUCCAGCCCAGCUCCCCACCAGCAGCACCAUUCCCUAGAGCUGUUCCCUGGGAUUGCUCCCUGCUGCAGGACAUGCAGCUGAAACCCUGCAAUGCUGCUGACCUGCGGGAUGUGCAGCUAAAACCCUGCAAUGCUGCUGAGAUGAAGGACAUGCAGCUGAAACCUUGGGGUGCUUCUGAGUCCUGGAACACUACGGACCUGCAGAAUGUGCAGUUGAAGCCUUGGGGUACUGCUGACCUGCAGGACAUGCAGCUGAAGCCCUGCAAUGCUGCUGACCUGCAGGACAUGCAGCUGAAGCCCUGCAAUGCUGCUGAGAUGAAGGAUAUGCAGCUGAAGCCCUGCAAUGUUGCUGACCUGCAGGAUGUGCAGCUAAAACCCUGCAAUGCUGCUGAGAUGAAGGACAUGCAGCUGAAACCUUGGGGUGCUGCUGAGCCCUGGAACACUGCUGACCUGCAGGACAUGCGGCUGAAGCCCUGCCAUGUUGCUGACCUGCAGGACAUGCAGCUAAAGCCCUGCAAUGCUGCUGACCUGCAGGAUGUGCAGCUGAAGCCCUGCAGUGCUGCUGAGCCCUGCCAUGUUGCUGACCUGCAGGACAUGCAGUUGAUGAAGCCCUGCAGUGCUGCUGACCUGCAGGACAUGCAGCUGAAGCCCUGGAACACUGCUGACCUGCAGGACGUGCAGCUGAAGCCCUGCAGUGCUGCUGACCUGCAGGACAUGCAGCUGAAGCCCUGCCAUGUUGCUGACCUGCAGGACAUGCAGCUGAAGCCCUGCAGUGCUGCUGACCUGCAGGACGUGCAGCUGAAGCCCUGCAGUGCUGCUGACCUGCAGGUGCACAGGCAGCAGCCGGCCGUGGGGCACCCCAGUGCCAUGGCAGAGCUCCGUGCCCCUCUGGCACGGGACCCCUGUGCAGGGAGCCCUGCAGCUGCCCCCCGUGCCCACGGGGAGCUGAGCAAGCCGAGCACCCCCAUCACCCUGAGCCCCCCGAGCCUGGCUGGGCUCCUGCCCGGGGAGGAGAGGCUGGGCACAGAGCCCUGGCACAGAGCCCUCGGACAGGGCUGUGCCCCCUGCCCCGCGCUGGCUGGCACUGGGGGUGCUGCCGAGGCUCCUCCUGCCCCUGCUGCCAGGGCUGCAGCUGCAGCGGCUCAGGAAACAGCCCCGCAGCCCGGGGGCACCCACGCCGGGAAGAGACAGACCCCGAGUGCCAAGCAGCCCCGGCUCCUGCCUGCAGCUGUGGCUGAGGGGCACACGCAGGGUGCCAGAGCCGGGGGGCUCAGCCAGGAAACGAAGCCAUCCGUUGAACCCCCUCCUCUGAGCCCAUCCCGGCAGGAGGAGAUCCCCCCUGGGCACCCCCGGCUCCGGGGGGGCUCAGAGGGCCCGGGUGCAGCUGCACAAAGGGGCUUGCUGAAGGGCCCUGCUGGGGUGUUGGCAGAGGGCAGGAGAGGCCCUGACCAGCCACCUCUCGUUCCAGAAGAGGCUGUGAGGGAGCAGAUGGGUCCUGCUCACCCCUCACCUGCAGAUGAGGCUUUGCCCACCACGCCUGAGGCUCCCUCAGCGCCAGUGAGGAGAUUCCUGAGCUGUGUGCACAUCACCCUCUCCUCCAGGGUCGGUCACCCCAGUGCCAGCAGUGCUGGGAACGGGGUCAAGGUGUGGGACAAACCUCAAGGCAAGGCUUGGGCAGUGGCUUUACAAGCAGCUCCAGAAGCUUCAGUGGAAGGUGUUCCUAAAUCCCCUCCUGCUGGGGGUGUUCCAGAGGAGCCCAGCUCAGCUGGGCCAGCAGAUCCCAGCCGGGUGCUUUCCCCCGGGCAGGAGCUGCUGCUGCAGGGCAGGCCCAGAGCCCAGCUCCAGGGCAUCCCCAGCUCUGCCCCUCCUGCAAAGCCUGGCACGAGGACUUCUGAUGCUGCCACCCAGAUCACCACGGAGAGUCCUACAAAAGCCACGUUCUCAGCAGAAAUCUGUGUUGAUCCCCAGGAGGGGAGAAGUGCUGCCCAGCAGCCGUCGCUCCCCAGCAGCCCUGAAGCUCCUGGGAUUGCAGCUCCAUCCCACAAGGAGAUUCCCCCCUUCCCAAGGCAGCCUGCCCAGCCCCUGCUGCUGCCCUACAAGCCCUGGGGAAGCUCUGGCAUGUACUACGUGCCUUUCCAGAAAGCAGGAGGCAGCGUGUGCCCUGGGGAGCCUGAGGCCAGCACAGCCAGCUCCUGCUCAGGCUCAGAGGAUGCUCCUGCUGCAGGGCUCCUGGCCCGAGUGCUGCGUGUGGGGGGUGAGCCCCCUCCAGCCAGGGCAGCUGCCCAGCACAGAGGGACAGGCCAUGGCCACGGGCCUAAGCUGGCCUGGGCUGAGGAGCACAGGGCACCACUGGAACACUCUGCAGAGCUCCCAGCUGGUUCCCGGCGUGUGGAAGCCUCCCGUGGUGUCCCUGAGCCCCGCGCCGUGCCCGCCGGGCACAGCUGCUGCCGGCGUGGCAGAGAGCUCUCCAGAGCCGGGAAUGAACAGCCUGCCCGCUGCCCGCGGGGUCCCCGCGCCCCCCAGGGCACAGAGGGGCAGUUCUUCGCCCUCCCUGCAGAGGCUGAUGACAGCAGGAGCGAGGAGCCCGGUGCCAGGGCGUCCUUCGGGCAGGAGAGCGGGGGGAAGGCACCGCGGCACAGGGGCCGCGCCGGGGGCAGCCUGGACGAGCUGUGGGUCAGGUUCCUGCAGCGCCAGGGCACGCAGCAGCAGCUCCGCAGGAACGGCGAGCUGUCCCUCGUGGAGCGCCUGGAUCGGCUGGCCAGGCUCCUGCAGAACCCCGUCAGGCACGCCCUGGCACCCACAGCAGCUGGGGAGAAGGUUCCUCAGGAGGAAAUCCGGGGAAGGGAACGGCCAGAAAUGGGGCUGGCGGGAAAAGGCGGCUCUGGGAGCGGCGGGGAGCCGAGGGGAGCGGGACAGAGCCAUGGCAGCAGCAGCCCGGGGCAGAAGGUGAUCCAGCACCUGAGCAGGAUCCUGGAGGAGCAGCAGCACCUGGGCAUCCCCAGUGACAGCUCCUCGGAGAGCAGGCUGAGCGGAGAGCCCAGCAGCUGCAGCACCUCGGCAUGGGACACCUCCCCUGCCUCCGGGGACAGCAGCUCCCUGUCCCUGUCCACCAUCGACACGGCCAGGCUGCUCCGGGCCUUCGGGCAGCACAGGCUGGCCCCAAGCACCGACACCCCGAGCCCGGCCCCACGGCUGUCCCCAGGGCUGUCCCCACGGCUGGCCCAGCUCUACUGUGCCAUCAGCCAGCAGAAGAGGCGCUCCGAGAAGUGGCACGGGCAGAGUGGAGCAGCAGGGGCUGGGGCGUGUCCCCAGGGGGCUGCUCAGAGCCUCGGGAAGCACCAGCAGAGCCAGAGCACCAUCCCCUUCUCCUCGGAUUCCACCUGUGCCAGCAGCAGCUCCUGGGGGCCCAGCUCUGCCCUCAGCCACAAGAGACGGACACGGAUGCUGAGCAAAGGCAUCCAGGCAGGGGACCUGGAGAUCGUCAGCAGUGCCACCAAGAAGAACACCCGGGACGUGGGGGUGACCUUCCCCACGCCCAGGAGCGGCCAGCAGCUGUGGGAGCCCCCGGGGCAGGGACAGGGACAGGGACAGGAGCCCCGGGCACAACCGGGCAGGCUCCGGACAGACACACGGGACCUGGAGAUCGUCAGCAGUGCCACCAAGAAGAACACCCGGGACGUGGGGGUGACCUUCCCCACGCCCAGGAGCGGGGACCUGGAGAUCGUCAGCAGUGCCACCAAGAAGAACACCCGGGACGUGGGGGUGACCUUCCCCACGCCCAGGAGCGGCCAGCAGCUGUGGGAGCCCCCGGGACAGGGACAGGAGCCCCGGGCACAGCCGGGCAGGCUCCGGACAGACACACGGACCAGGAGGAGCAGGCUGCACUUCCAGCAAGGGACUCCGUGGCUCGUCCCAGCAGAGGGCUUGGAAUGUGAGUCGAGGAAGGAAAACCAGUGCAGUGCCACUCCUGGCCCUGGGCCAGCCUGGUUUGAGCCCUGGAGCAGCACAAAGCCCUGGAGAGAGCCCCUGCGGGAGAGGAACUGGGAGGAGCAGCCCAGCCUGGGCCAGGGAGCCGCGACAGCCACGGGGGCUGGCAGGGGUCUGGGGCAGCCCCUGGGCAAGCUCACGCUGCAGGAGGCCCUGGCCCUGCACCGCCCCGAUUUCAUCUCGCGCUCGGGGCAGCGCCUGCAGCACCUGCGGCUGCUCCGCGAGGAGAGGAGGCUGCACACAUCCCAGAGGGAGAAACUGCUGCCACCCCAGGGGGACAGACUGCUGCCACCCCAGGGGGAAAGACUGCUGCCACCCCAGGGGGAAAGACUGCUGCCACCCCAGCAGCUGCUGCAGCCUGCAGGGAGGAGGAAGGACUGCAGGACUGCAAAUCACCUGCUGUCCAACCGAGGUUUCUUGAUGAGAGAAAAAAGAAGAGCAAUUCCCAAGCGUGAGAUGUUUCAAAGGUCUAAAAGGAUAUACGAGCAGCUCCCCGAGGUGAGGAGGAAGAGGGAGGAGGAGCAGAGGAAGCAGGAGUACAGCUCCUACCGCCUGAGGGCUCAGCUCUACAAAACUAAGAUCACCAGCCGUGUCCUGGGGAAGAAGGUGUCCUGGAGCUGACGGAGCACCUCGGCCAGGCUGGGCUGAGCACACAGCAGCUGGGACAGGGAGAAGGCAGUAAAUGCUUCUGCAGCCUCACUUGGUGCUCUGGGUCACUUCUGUGCUCAUUGAUCCUGCCCUACAUAAGAAUCAGGGAUCUGGGGGAGUGUCAGGGUUUUCAGUAAAUAGGUGGGCUUUUAUAGUGGUGUUAGGCACUUCCAGAGGAAACAGAGACUGGAAAAACUUGCUUCAUAAUGUAUUUAUAACUCCCUGAUUGGAAUAGCAGUUUUAUAUAUUUAUUUUCACUGGGUUUUAACGAGGAUUUUUUUUUAUUUUUUUAAUUCCUGUCUCAAUGUAGAAAAGUCACUUGUUAUGUUUUGUACUUCAA
This is a messenger RNA of Onychostruthus taczanowskii (white-rumped snowfinch), 7411 nucleotides long. It is a transcript of the gene ALMS1, whose product is annotated as ALMS1 centrosome and basal body associated protein. The coding region runs from base 1 to 7044 and encodes 2347 amino acids. The record is from RefSeq and is a predicted model, not a curated record. Lineage: Eukaryota; Metazoa; Chordata; Aves; Passeriformes; Passeridae. Gene Ontology annotation, biological process: regulation of centriole replication. The transcript has 18 exons. Gene Ontology annotation, cellular component: centriole; cytosol; centrosome.